Molecule: messenger RNA, 1198 nt
Organism: Anopheles cruzii
Lineage: Eukaryota; Metazoa; Arthropoda; Insecta; Diptera; Culicidae
Product: HMG box-containing protein 4
Exons: 4
Coding region: 1-786 (261 amino acids)
Source: RefSeq, a predicted model, not a curated record
AUGGAUCUAAAUCUGGAUCAUGGAUCUCAUGUGUCUGGUGUGUCGCGAAGUGGUCGAGUUUGCAAGAAACCGUCCAAGUUGAUGGACUUUCAAUCGCCGGACGACAUCGAGGCGAAACAGAAAAAGCCCGUCCGUACCACGAUAAAGCUGUUCAACUCACAGGAUGCCGUGCACGGGCUGCUCGACGAGGCGCACACAGAAUCCGAUGGAUAUGGUGAAUCCGAUCCGAGCGGAAGCGAAUCCUUUAGUAGCGAUGAAGAGGAAGCGAUGGAACACGAAGAAGGGUUCGGGACACAGGAAGACGCGGAUAGAAGCGAGGGCGAACUAAUGAUUGAUGCUCCGUUCAAACUAGACCAUCAUCCGGCGGAGAAGCUGAAAAAGGGGUCAAAAAGUAAAGAGGACAAAACUCGCCGAAAGCAUUCUCGAAGUGACGGAAAUCGAACGAAGCGUCGGAAAGGGAAAAAGCGAACGAGAAGUAACUCGUACCGUAAGAAGGACAAGCUGGGAGUAUUCAAGCCUCCCGAUUAUCAGCCAACGGAUGUAGCGGCACAUCUAACCCUGCUCGGCGACAGUUUGAUGCUCAUCGGAGAACGCUUGAAGGAACAUGAAGGACAGAUUGCGGUGUCCGGCAGUUUAUCGGUGCUAUUGGACAGUUUGAUCUGCUCACUUGGCCCGCUGAUGUGUCUCACGCUGCAAAUACCAGGAAUGGAGCGGAACUCGGACCACUUGAGACACCUGUUUCAAAACACGCUGGACAACAUUGCCUACGUAAUGCCAGGCCUCUAGGUUACGGUUUUUCCGAGUUCGGAAGAGAAGAAUGUUUUGCAAUCAUACUUACCUAAGUGGGAGCUUUGAAAGUAUAGAGCUUAAGGCUCUUGUUUUACGUUAGAACCUUGUUAGAUUGUUUAUUUUUAUCAUAGUAUUUUUAACAUUGAAAUAUUGUUCAUCAAUAUUUGUUGUUUUAAUAUCUCAUGGCUUGUGUUCCUAAUAGUUUGAUCGUUCUUGUACAGUUUUCUUCGAAACUAAUUCCUAAUUCCUUCCAAGGUUCGUGGAGUGAUAAUGGACGAAUAACAUACAUGUAUACCGGAAACAUUAGCUGUAAUCGGAACAAUGUGAAGCUCACAGGAAUAUGCAAAUGGAAAUGGAAUCUUGAGAUAAUUAAAGUUUCAAGCUUUACAAAUAACUCAAAAAUGGUAAU